CCAAUCAAGAAAACUCAUUUCUCUAGCCAGAUUAAUUGUCAUUAUUUAGCACGGCUCAUCAUGUUUGCCACUCGUCGCCUCCUCCAAUCCACCAGGAUCACCUUCUUCACCCGUGACACCUGCGGCCUCUGCACCCAGGCAAAAAGCGUCCUGUCCGAUGUCUGGGACAAGCGGCCAUUCGCCUACACAGAAGUCAACAUUGACCUUCCAAAGCCCGAGUCGAAGAAGUGGAGGGAUCUCUACGACUUUGACGUCCCGGUGAUACAUAUCAGCAAGGCCACGGCACCAGAGGAAGAUCCUGCCAAGGUCGGCAAGGCCAUUAAGCUGAUGCACAGAUUCACAGUCGAUCAGGUCGAGGCCCAGAUGGACAAGGCUGAGAAGAGCUAG
Molecule: messenger RNA, 387 nt
Organism: Fusarium falciforme
Lineage: Eukaryota; Fungi; Ascomycota; Sordariomycetes; Hypocreales; Nectriaceae
Product: Glutaredoxin-like protein
Exons: 2
Coding region: 61-387 (108 amino acids)
Source: RefSeq, a predicted model, not a curated record